This is a messenger RNA of Neoarius graeffei (lesser salmon catfish), 1318 nucleotides long. RefSeq names its product SDS3 homolog, SIN3A corepressor complex component (gene suds3). The transcript has 12 exons. Gene Ontology annotation, molecular function: histone deacetylase binding. The coding region runs from base 106 to 1062 and encodes 318 amino acids. The record is from RefSeq and is a predicted model, not a curated record. Gene Ontology annotation, biological process: negative regulation of transcription by RNA polymerase II. Lineage: Eukaryota; Metazoa; Chordata; Actinopteri; Siluriformes; Ariidae. Gene Ontology annotation, cellular component: Sin3-type complex.
UAAUGCAAAUGCGCUGUUUUGAAUGGAAGAUAACAAUAACAAAAGUAGUUGUUGAGCGUAUGAGCGACUUUAAUUUCAUGUUUACACACGUUUCAGAAACAGCGAAUGGCGUCGGCUUUACUGUCACCAAUGGUGGAUUAUUAUAACGACGAAGAGGAGCUGGACAGCGUGGAUGAGGACGAUGACCGGAGUUUCAGAGGGAGAGACUCGGAAGAAGACACUGAGGACGCCAGUGAAACAGACCUGGCCAAACACGACGAGGACGACUAUGUGGAACUCAAAGAACAGAUGUACCAAGACAAACUGGCAUCAUUAAAAAGGCAGCUGCAACAACUCCAAGAAGGCACUCUGCAGGAGUAUCAGAAGAGGAUGAAGAAACUCGAUCAGCAGUAUAAAGAGAGGCUCCGUAAUGCAGAUCUCUUCCUCCAACUUGAGACGGAGCAGGUGGAGAGAAACUACAUCAAAGAGAAGAAAGCAGCGGUGAAGGAGUUCGACGACAAGAAAGUGGAGCUGAAGGAGAAUUUAAUCGCAGAGCUGGAGGAGAAGAAGAAGAUGAUCGAGAACGAGAAGUUAACCAUGGAGCUGACGGGAGAUUCCAUGGAGGUGAAGCCCAUCAUGACCCGUAAGCUGAGAAGGCGACCCAAUGAUCCCGUCCCCAUCCCAGAUAAACGCAGGAAACCUGCUCCAGCUCAGCUAAACUAUUUACUCACAGAAGAGCAAAUCAUGGAGGACCUGAGGACACUAAACAAGCUCAAGUCGCCAAAAAGACCAGCCUCCCCCUCUUCUCCCGAACACCUCCCAACCACCCCCAUGGAAAGCCCGACUCAGCGCUACGAGGCUCGGAUAGAAGAUGGAAAGCUCUACUAUGAUAAAAGAUGGUACCAUAAGAGUCAGGCCAUCUAUCUGGAGUCGAAGGACAACACGAAGAUCAGCUGCGUCAUCAGUUCUGUAGGAACCAGUGAGAUCUGGGUGAGGAAGACUAGCGACAGUACGAAGAUGAGGAUUUAUUUAGGCCAGCUCCAGCGCGGUGCUUUCAUCAUCAGACGCCGUUCAGCAGUGUAGAGACGCUUUCUCUCUUCAUCCUACGUUCACUCUUCUCUUCAUCUUGUCGUAUUUGUCUCUCCAUCUCUCUCGGACAUAUUGCAGAGAAGUAAAAACUCUGUUCACUCCUCUCUACUCGCUAAGCCCGUGUGUUCAAAAGCAUCGAGACUCUAUGAAAUUCCUCAACGUUUUAUUCUUCUUUCACAGUCAUGUUUCUGUACGGACAUGUUCUCCUGAAAGAGUGACCACUCAUUAAAUGGAAGGAGAUGAGGACAAA